Erinaceus europaeus (western European hedgehog) is the source of this 3443-nucleotide messenger RNA. It is a transcript of the gene ERMAP, whose product is annotated as erythroblast membrane associated protein (Scianna blood group). The transcript has 13 exons. Gene Ontology annotation, biological process: T cell receptor signaling pathway; regulation of cytokine production. Gene Ontology annotation, cellular component: external side of plasma membrane. The record is from RefSeq and is a predicted model, not a curated record. Gene Ontology annotation, molecular function: signaling receptor binding. The coding region runs from base 236 to 1981 and encodes 581 amino acids. NCBI's taxonomy places the organism in Eukaryota, Metazoa, Chordata, Mammalia, Eulipotyphla, Erinaceidae.
CCUAGGCCUGCCUCCACAGCUCUUCCCAAAACUCCUGCCUGAUGCCUAAGCUCCUUGAAUCAGGGGAGGGAAAGUUUUGGGCUUGGAGACUCCAGCUGAGGUGGUGAGGGACAAAGGGCUUCUGACUCCAAAGUUGGCUUAAUCAUGAUGCCAACUUCCACAAUAGACACUUGCCUCCAUCACUUCUCACAAUAAUCUUACAAGAGGACACAAUUUUUAUACCAAUUAAAAGAAAAUGAAGAAACAGAAUCUCCGAAAAUCUGUCACAAUGUUACCUAGAGUUUGGAUGGAGAUGGCAAGUUCCUGGCUCCUUAGUUGCCUCAUCAUGUUGGUCUUUCUCCAACUAAUGGUCCCCAUGUCAGGGGACAGCAAGUCCCACAUGGCCCCACUAGGGGGCACAGCCGAGCUGCUCUGCCCUCUCUCCCUCUGGCCGGUCACUGUGCCCAACCAGGUGAGGUGGCUGCGGUCCCCACAUUUGGGGCACUCUCAGGCUGUUCACGUGUUCCUGAAUGGACAAGACCAGGAUGACGAACAAAUGCCUGAGUAUAAGGGGAGGACUGCACUGGUGAGAGACUCCCAAGAGGGAAGUGUCACUCUGAAUAUCCAUGAUGUUAGACUGGAGGACCGAGGGUUGUACCUGUGUCAGGUUCACAUUGGAAACCUGAGUCGAGAAGGCUCCGUUACUUUGCAGGUUGCAGUUCUAGGCUCUGACCCUUACAUACAGGUGAGGGGCUUCGAUGCAGGGUGGAUCCAGCUAGUGUGCAGGUCUGUGGGAUGGUUCCCAAAGCCUUGGGCAGAAUGGAGAGACCCUCAAGGCAGGGUACUUCCAUCCUUGUCGGAAGACCAUUCCCUGAAUGAAGCUGGACUCUUCGAAACAACAGUCUCCAACGAAGUCAGGGAUAGCACCCUGGGGAAUGUGACCUGCAUCCUCCGCAACAGGGAGCUUGGCCAAGAGAAGACCACAGCCAUGCUCAUAGCAGCCCCGUCUCCUGGGAGAAUUUCCUCCUCAGAAGUGGUUCUUGCUGUGACUCUGCCUGUUUUGGGACUCCUGAUUUUGGCUGGCAUUGGCCUUAUCUGGAAGCAAAGAAGAUCAAAAGAGAAACUUCUCUAUGAACAGGUGAUGGAGGUAGAAAAUCUUCUCUCAGACCACGCAAAAGAAAAAGGGAGACUCCACAAAGCCCUGAAGAAACUCCGGAGUGAACUGAAGUUAAAAAGAGCGGCAGCAAAUUCUGGCUGGAGGAGGGCCCGGCUACAUUUUGUGGCGGUGACCUUGGACCCAGAUACAGCACAUCCCAAACUCAUCCUGUCUGAAGACCGGAGAUGCGUGAAGCUUGGAGACAGGAGGCAGCCUGUGCUUGACAACCCCCAGAGAUUUGACUUUGUCGUUAGCGUGCUGGGCUCUGAAUACUUCACAGGAGGCUGCCACUACUGGGAGGUGUACGUGGGGGACAAGACCAAAUGGAUCCUGGGGGUGUGCAGUGAGUCAGUGAGCCGGAAGGGGAAGGUCACCGCCUCACCUGCCAAUGGGCAUUGGCUUCUGCGACAAAAUCGUGGGAUGGAGUAUGAAGCACUCACCUCCCCACAGACCAUCUUCCGAUUGAAGGAGGCCCCGCAGUGUGUGGGCAUUUUCCUGGACUAUGAAGCAGGAGUGAUUUCCUUCUACAACGUGACUGACAAAUCCCACAUCUUUACUUUCAUCCACAGUUUCUCUGGCCCUCUUCGCCCUUUCUUUGAACCUUGCCUUCACGAUGGAGGGAAAAACACGGCUCCCCUAAUCAUUUGUUCAGAACUCCAGAAAUUAGAGUCAUCAGUAGUCUCCAAGCCAGAAAAAAAAAGCUGUGCGAAUGGAGACGUGGCCCUGAAGGCAGACCCUUCCUUACAUCCCAUUCCCGGUGAACUCUUCCCACAUACAGAUAGCAUCCUGCCCUGGUCCUCUGACCUUGGCCCUGCCCUGCAAGGACUCAAAGCUCCCUCUUUCUAGACAGCCUCAUUUCUUGCUCUCCCACUAUCCCACCCAGUGCCUGAUUCUGGAACAUCCUCUUUCCUCUUUAGAUUUAAGUUUUCCUUUACCCUGGAAGGGAAUUUUGAAAACACAAAUAGACAAUCAGACUAAGUCUAGGUGAUGAUGUUGAGUGUGUCACUGAGCUAUGAGGGUUCUCUAAUCUAUGGAGUAUUUAGAAGAAAGUCAUUCUGUUUCAUCCUGCAAAUGGAUGUUAGUCAGGCCUACUUACUUAACCCUGCCAAAAAUUGCUUUUCUCCUUUUUUUCUCUUUGAAACCAAAACUUCUAAGCCCCAAAGCCAGUUUUUGAAAAUUAGACAGUUUUGUACCAUAUUAACUUUUUUUUUCCAGGAAUAUGGAGUGGGGACAAAGGCAGAGGGGCAAAACCUGUCAUCUUUAUUUCCUAAUGUCUAGUACAGCAAAGUUUGGUGACAUUUAGAGUUGAAAUACAUAUUUUGAAACCAAUUUAUCUAUCGAUGACAGUCAGGUGCAAAAAUUUUUAAACAUGGCAGUCAUAAUCCUUAGAAGACUCAGGAGUACCAUCAGUUGGGAGCAAGGAAUAGUUUGACUUUAAAUCUGGCUUUCAAAAGACAGAUGGAACUAGCCUGUUAUGCUGACCAUUUUGAGCUCUCUCCUGGGAUUCAGAGAAGCCCAGCUUGAAGAAAUAGCAGUUAAUAUUUAAUAAACCAUUUAGGGGUUCCUUUCACCAAAUACAUUAUACUGGAAAACUUGACUGUGUAACAAACAGCCUGCAGAGAAUCGACAGAAUCAUGAGAUCGAGUAUGAAACACUCACUUCCUCACAGACCACCUUCUGAUUGAAGGAGCCCCCAUAGCAUGUGAGGCUAUUUAGAAUGUUGAUUUCAUAUAGGAAGUUGGUAGACCAGAUAGAUAUAAGGAUAAAAUAACAUUGGGAGAGGGUACAGAAAGAUCUCUUGCCCCAUUAAGUCAUACCACAAAUGUGAUCUGGUCUCUUUGUGGAGAUACUGGAUAUUAGCUCACAGAGGGGUAGACAGUUUUACUUAGCAGAAACUAGAACUGUAUAUUUUUCAGAGACAAUUCUACUAGUUUCUACAUUAGUCAAGACUUACCAGAUUGAAGGCUAACAGGCUUGAAACUCAGGAAAAACUGUUUCAUCUUGAGUUAAGUAGAAAAAUAGAAAGUCAGGUAAGAAGACCUCUCUCUUACUUGGGAUUACUUUUUUUUUCCUAUUCAACUGAUUAGUGGGACCCACCCACACUAGGAAGGCAAACACUCAGUCUACCAAUUUGAAUGUGAAUUUCAUCCAAAAACGUUCCAAUGAAAACACUUAGAACAAUAUUUCACCAAAUAUCUGGGCAUCCUUUGGCCUGUCAGUUUUUGACACAUUAGCUCAAUUAUCACAGUGGCUAAGGGGUAUUUUUGUUUUCUUUUGUAUAGUUGUUAAAUAAAAGUUUGGUGACUGU